CCGGCCUACCCGCAUUACCUGCCGGUGCCCGGGGGCCCCCAGUACCUCGUGCCCUACUUCCCCCCCGAGGGGCCGGGGCCGGGGGCUCUGGGCUUUGUGGGGGAAGGGGGGCCCCCCGCCCUCAUGGAGCUGCCCCCACCCCUGCUCAAGGAAGGCCCAGGGCCGCCCCCACCUGCCCCCAAGGAGGACACGCUGCCUCCCUUGCUCAUCACUCUCCCCGCUGAGGCCGCGCUGCCCCCCGGCGCCUAUGGCCGCCUCAAGGGCAGCCUCAGUCAGCUCCGUGGGCCCGGUGAGCCCCUGGCCUUCCCCUCCAAUGAGCUGCAGGGCGGUGGGGCCGGGCCGGCCCUGCUGUCCCCGCCGGGCCCCGGGGAGCCCAAGGUGGCCGAGGCAGAGGCGGCCCCGCUGGGGGCGGGCGCGGCCAGGGCCCCCGAGGCAGCCAGGGCCUUCGUGCUGCCUGAGAAGGUGCUUCUGGAAGACGCCAUGAAACUCUUCGACUGCUUGCCGGGCAACGCCGAGCCCGAGGGGUCCCCACCACGCAAGGCCCCCGGGCCGGCCCUGCCGGAUAGCGGGGGCGGCGGAGACGACUCGUCCAGUGACAUCCGCUUGUUGCACCUGCCGGACGAACUGCUGUCCCUUGACUACAGCGUGCCCGAGAUCCUGGACACCGUGUCCAACGUGGACUGCCUUUUCAGCUUCAAGGCGCUUGAUGAGGAGCCGGCGCCCCGCCCAGGGCCCCCCGCCGCCAACACCGUGGCCCCUGCCUUGCGACCUGAGCUGCCCGGCAGGAGGAAGGCCGGCACCUCGUCCGCCAAGAAGGGGAGGCAGGGAGGCAAGGGCAAGCAGGCUGCGGGCCCGGCCAGCGCCGCCCCCUCGGGGCCCAGGCAGGACCUGGGAGCCGGCCCCCAUUAA
This is a messenger RNA of Puma concolor (puma), 909 nucleotides long. Lineage: Eukaryota; Metazoa; Chordata; Mammalia; Carnivora; Felidae. The record is from RefSeq and is a predicted model, not a curated record.